AUGGUAGUUUUUAGUCCUUCUGCAUUGCUUCAAUGGGCGCAGCAAGUCCAACAGGAGCCACCCCAUUCACACAUUUUCCGCAUAUUGCCCUCCUCACCCACAUCGGAUUCAACAGCUACUCCUUCUCCGCAGUCGAACGAUCAACCAAAUGAUAAAGAAAACCAGCUUCCACCCAGUGUCCAGUUUACUUUAUCUGUCAACGCCAUUUGCCAAACCUGUCACGCACAACUGUCGCUUCACAUCGAUCAACCCAAUCAUGUCUGUACAGCUGACGGUUAUCCAACCCAUCAUUUCCAUACAAAGACACAGUCUGAAUUCUCUUGCUGUGGUUGUGGAUUCACUGUUCACUUGGUCGCCCGCGACCCGAUCCUUCCCAUUCAUCUGUUGCAGUCCCUUGCCGAUAAUCGAUCCAUUGCAAGAACUUAUGCAGACAGCAUAGCCAAACCAGACGAGCCGAAGCCCACCUUGGUGUCUACGAUAUCCACCCUUAUUAGCUACGUUAACGAUCUCCUAAAGGAUGUUCGACGAAAUAUCAAUACAAAAAACCCUCACUUCAUGGCUCGCAUUGGCCUUGAUGCCGUCAGUCAGGCAAUAUUUGAAACCAUAGGAUUUAGGCUCCAAGGCGAACAGUUUAUUAUACCGGACGACAAAACGCUAUUGUCCGACCAUCACCGGUUAUCGCUGAUUCGAAACGAAUUGUUGAUAUGCUUGUACGAAUUACAACAACAUGUCGGUUCCGCCAAUGUUCCCUUUUCAGCGAUAUUAUCCGAGAUCUAUCCGGCAAAUGACAUCCUAGGCGAUAUGCUAGGUGUUACAGCCGACAUUGAACAACAAGUCGCCAGAGACCCUUCUCUGGAUAAAGACUAUCAUGCAUUAGGGUUAACUGCCGGUGCCGUCGACGGAUUCAUCGUCUGGACCUAUCGUCGCCUAUGCCAAGAAGAUCCAGCCCGCGCUCGUCAAUAUUUGCAAGCUCUUGCCGAUAUUGCACACGGUCGUUCAUCCGAAGCGCUGUUAACCGAAGUCGCCAUUGAGCGUAGUCGCGAUCAGGUUACACCAAAUGAUGCGACGGACGCUUACAGUUACUUUGGCGUAAACAAUCCUGAAGACGCAGAUGACAAGUUUCUUAUGGAAAUGUUUCUGGAAAAGUACGAGAAGAAUCCCGAAGCUCGACAAACGGCAGUUGAAAAAUUACGUGUCCUUGCUACAUGUCGAGGAAGUGUCUCUUUGUGGAACUUUUUAAAGGAACAACAGACUUCCGAAGCAUCAGUGGUUGCACGUGUCAAUCUUAACAAACGCAGUAAGUCACUUCCUGUGGGCCUCAACAACAUCGGUAAUACAUGCUACCUUAACAGUGUGCUGCAAUAUUAUUUCACAUUGGUGCCAUUCCGAGAUACGGUGAUCCACAUGGAUAAUUACAUCGAGGACGAAAUCGAUGAACAUUGGCAAUCCAAGAAGAUCGGAGGGAUCGAAGUGGAUAAAAACGAAGUACAACGCGCCAAAAAAUUUGUCAAUCUACUACGAAGCUUGUUCUUGGACAUGAAAAAUUCCACUCAAAAAGCGAUUUCUCCGGCAUACGACUUGGCUUAUAUGGCCUUACUGAAUGAGAAGGAAGAGCCCGCCACAGCAGAGCCUGUUUCCCAAGCAGACAAUGAUCAAAGCGACUCCGUUGAAAAAUCAGAAAAUUCAAACUCGGAUGCCGCAGCCUCCACAAACCCACCUCAGGAUACCGAACCGGCAGAGAAUGGUUCUACUGAUGCCGGAUCUGAGGAAACCAAAGGCAAGGAGCCAAUGCUUCAGAAAAUUCGUCACAAGUGGAAAGUGGAUGCUGAUGAUGGUCGUUAUACAGAAUGUAUGGGUAAUAUCAUGUAUCUUGUCGAAGCUGCGCUGAAGCCGCUCGAGACACAAAAUGGGGAGCAAGUCCGUGACAUGGUUCGAGACUUAUUCUAUGGCAAGGCACGUCAAAUUCUCUCCUAUCAGGACAGUGAAACGUCCAAACUGGUGAGAAAGGUCCAGGAAGAGGAAUUCUCGCAUGUCAUUGUGGAUGCCGCCGAAGGCAAAGAUCUUUACGACGGUUUGGAUGAAUACUUCUUUGCCGGUCAAGUCGAGAAUUUCCGCGGAGGAAGUGAAGCUACGCGUGAGGUGACCGUCAGUUGUUUCCCUCCUGUAUUGCAGAUUCUGAUCCAGCGAGUCCAAUUUGAUCGCGCUACAUCCAAUAUCUACAAGUCCAAUGCCUUUGUACAGUUUGACAAGGAAAUCUACGUUGACAGGUACUGUGAAAUCAAUUUCGAGCAACUGGCCCAGCGACGGGCCGAAGUAGCUGCUUGGCGUAGGGAAUUGCAGACUUGCGAAAAGAUCGUUGAAGAUUUUAUCAAGAAUCAGUCGUACCCUCUCCCCGUACCUGACAUGCUGGAAGCGACCGCGAAAAUUCUCGAGGAUCUUUCGCCUGCUCUCCAGAACGAACUUGAUAAUCAUCACCGUGCCUUUGAAGUUUUGAGAUCCGAGAUUCAGCGUGUCAAAGAUACUAUUGCAAGUAAUAAACAAAGGAUAGUCGAAUUGAAAGACAAGAUACGAAAUCAGUAUGAUGAUCUAAAGACACAAGCAUAUCGGCUUCACGCUGUAUUUAUUCAUCAAGGCCAAGCCAACUAUGGCCAUUAUUGGAUUUAUAUCUAUGAUCGAUCACAUGAUCAUUGGUGGAAGUACAAUGAUUCACAAAUGGUGAAGGUACACGAGUCUGACAUUUAUCGGGACACAUCCGGAUCGACCGCCAACCCGUACUUGCUAGUAUAUGUGAAAGCAGAGAACGCUGAUGCUUUGGUAGAAACAAUUGCACAGCGGGAUACUGAAUCCACACCCGAAGCUCUAUAA
Messenger RNA from Radiomyces spectabilis, 2865 nucleotides. RefSeq lists its product as uncharacterized. Gene Ontology annotation, molecular function: proteasome binding; cysteine-type deubiquitinase activity. Gene Ontology annotation, biological process: proteasome-mediated ubiquitin-dependent protein catabolic process; protein deubiquitination; regulation of proteasomal protein catabolic process. NCBI's taxonomy places the organism in Eukaryota, Fungi, Mucoromycota, Mucoromycetes, Mucorales, Radiomycetaceae. The record is from RefSeq and is a predicted model, not a curated record. The transcript is spliced from 11 exons. The coding region runs from base 1 to 2865 and encodes 954 amino acids.